Messenger RNA from Capronia epimyces CBS 606.96, 867 nucleotides. RefSeq lists its product as uncharacterized. The record is from RefSeq and is a predicted model, not a curated record. NCBI's taxonomy places the organism in Eukaryota, Fungi, Ascomycota, Eurotiomycetes, Chaetothyriales, Herpotrichiellaceae. The transcript is spliced from 3 exons. The coding region runs from base 1 to 867 and encodes 288 amino acids. Gene Ontology annotation, molecular function: oxidoreductase activity.
AUGGCAGCAGCGCGUCCGUCCACCUGGCUGAUCACCGGCGCCUCAUCGGGCUUUGGCAAAUCGCUUGCUUUGGAGGCUCUCAAGGCUGGCUACAAGGUCAUUGGAACCACCCGCGACGUUGGCAAGGCUGAAAAUGGCUCUCCUGAGUUCUCCGCCAAUGGUGGGAUCUGGAUCGCUUUAGAUCCCGCCCAUAAGAAUGCCUUCGAUCAAUUUUCCAAAUGCUGUCAAGAACACGAUGUUGACGUGCUCGUCAACAACGCGGGCUAUGCGUUCAUUGGUGUCGUGGAAGAUACAAGCGAGGACGAAGUCCGCGACCAAAUGGAAGUCAACUUCUAUGGCCCUCUCCGCACCGUGCGAGCCUGUCUCCCUACCAUGCGUGCAAAAGGCUCUGGUAACAUUGUCCUGAUCAGCAGUGGUGCUGGCUUCAUAGCCCGCCCUUGUCGAGCUAUGUAUUCCGCCAGUAAAUUUGCUAUCGAGGCUGUCCACGAGUCCCUUUCCUACGAGGUCAAGUCCUUCGGCAUCAAGGUUCUCAUCGUGGAGCCGGGUGCAUUCCGUACGCCCUUCUCGAGCAAGAUCAUCACUCCGGCUCAGUAUGAUGGCAAUAACGGCUUCAGCGAGGCCUACAAGGAUACCCCAAUGGCGCAGAUGGUCGCCGGAUCUCGAAACCUCUCUACUCCAGACAUGUGCAAGGGAGACCCUGACAAAGCUGCACAAGCUAUCCUUAAAGCGGUUGUCGGCGGUCACGAUUAUCUUCGUCUGCCUCUGGGGGUAGACUGCGUAGCUGCACUGGAGUCCAAGAUAGGACAGUUGCAGAGCGACUUGGAGGCUACCAGAUCAAUUGCCAUAGCUACGGCUGUCGAUGACUAG